GUUGAGCUCGCCGCGGACCCAAGAUGGCGGCGUGUGGACGUGUACGGAGGAUGUUCCGCUUGUCGGCGGCGCUGCAGCUGCUGCUGCUCGCCGCGGCCGGGGCCCAGAAACACCCAGGCCAGGGCGGCCACAGCCAGGUCCAGGGCCCCGGGGCCAACCUUGUGUCCUUCGUAGGGCAGCCUGGAGGCGGCGGGGCAGCGGGGCAGCAACAGCCUCAGGCAUCUCAGCUCCAGCAGCAGCAGCAGCAGCAGCAGCAGCAGCAACCGCCUCAGCCACCGCAGCCGCCUUUCCCGGCGGGAGGGCCUCUGGCCCGGCGGGGCGGAGCGGGGCCCGGCGGGGCUGGCGGGGGCUGGAAGCUGGCAGAGGAAGAGUCCUGCAGGGAGGAUGUGACCCGUGUGUGUCCCAAGCACACCUGGAGCAACAACCUGGCGGUGCUCGAGUGCCUGCAGGACGUGAGGGAGCCUGAAAAUGAAAUUUCUUCGGACUGCAAUCAUUUGUUGUGGAAUUAUAAACUGAACCUAACUACAGAUCCCAAAUUUGAAUCUGUGGCCAGAGAGGUUUGCAAAUCUACCAUAUCAGAGAUUAAAGAAUGUGCUGAUGAACCAGUUGGAAAAGGUUAUUUGGUUUCCUGCUUGGUGGAUCACCGAGGCAACAUCACUGAGUACCAGUGUCACCAAUACAUCACCAAGAUGACGGCCAUCAUUUUCAGUGAUUACCGUCUAAUCUGUGGCUUCAUGGAUGACUGCAAAAAUGACAUCAAUAUUCUGAAAUGUGGCAGCAUUCGGCUUGGAGAAAAGGAUGCACAUUCACAAGGUGAGGUGGUAUCAUGCUUGGAGAAAGGCCUGGUGAAGGAAGCAGAAGAAAGAGAUCCCAAGAUUCAAGUCUCUGAACUCUGCAAGAAAGCCAUUCUCCGGGUGGCUGAGCUGUCCUCAGAUGACUUUCAUUUAGACCGGCAUUUAUAUUUUGCUUGCCGAGAUGAUCGGGAGCGUUUUUGUGAAAAUACGCAAGCUGGUGAAGGCAGAGUGUAUAAGUGCCUCUUUAACCAUAAAUUUGAAGAAUCCAUGAGUGAAAAGUGUCGAGAAGCACUAACAACGCGCCAAAAGCUGAUUGCCCAGGAUUAUAAAGUCAGUUAUUCAUUGGCCAAAUCCUGUAAGAGUGACUUGAAGAAAUACCGGUGUAAUGUGGAAAACCUUCCUCGAUCCCGGGAAGCUAGGCUCUCCUACCUUCUGAUGUGUCUGGAGUCAGCUGUACAUAGAGGGCGACAAGUGAGCAGUGAGUGCCAGGGGGAGAUGUUGGAUUACCGACGCAUGUUGAUGGAAGACUUUUCCUUGAGCCCUGAGAUCAUCCUGAGCUGUCGGGGGGAGAUUGAACACCACUGUUCUGGAUUGCAUCGAAAAGGGCGAACCCUGCAUUGUUUGAUGAAAGUAGUUCGGGGCGAGAAAGGGAAUGUUGGCAUGAACUGCCAACAAGCGCUUCAAACAUUGAUUCAAGAGACUGAUCCUGGUGCAGAUUACCGCAUUGACAGAGCUCUGAAUGAAGCUUGUGAAUCUGUAAUACAGACAGCCUGCAAACACAUCAGAUCAGGAGACCCAAUGAUCCUCUCAUGCCUGAUGGAACAUUUAUACACAGAGAAAAUGGUGGAAGAUUGUGAACACCGUCUCUUAGAGCUGCAAUAUUUCAUCUCCCGUGAUUGGAAGCUGGACCCUGUCUUAUACCGCAAGUGCCAGGGAGAUGCAUCUCGUCUUUGCCACACUCACGGUUGGAAUGAAACCAGUGAACUUAUGCCUCCUGGAGCUGUGUUCUCUUGCUUAUAUAGACACGCCUACCGCACUGAGGAACAGGGCCGGAGGCUCUCACGGGAGUGCCGAGCUGAAGUCCAAAGGAUCCUACAUCAACGUGCCAUGGAUGUGAAGCUGGAUCCUGCCCUCCAAGAUAAGUGCCUGAUUGAUCUGGGAAAAUGGUGCAGUGAAAAAACAGAGACUGGACAGGAGCUUGAGUGCCUCCAGGAUCAUCUCGAUGACUUGGCUGUAGAAUGCAGAGAUAUAGUCGGCAACCUCACCGAGUUAGAAUCCGAGGAUAUUCAAAUAGAAGCCUUGCUGAUGAGAGCCUGUGAACCCAUAAUUCAGAACUUUUGCCACGAUGUGGCAGAUAACCAGAUAGACUCUGGGGACCUGAUGGAGUGUCUGAUACAGAACAAGCACCAGAAAGAUAUGAAUGAGAAGUGUGCCAUUGGAGUCACUCACUUCCAACUGGUGCAGAUGAAGGAUUUUCGAUUCUCUUACAAAUUUAAAAUGGCCUGCAAAGAGGAUGUGUUGAAACUUUGCCCCAACAUAAAGAAGAAGGUGGACGUGGUGAUCUGCCUAAGCACCACCGUGCGCAAUGACACUCUCCAGGAAGCCAAGGAACACAGGGUGUCCCUGAAGUGCCGCAAGCAGCUGCGGGUGGAAGAGCUGGAGAUGACAGAAGACAUCCGUCUGGAACCAGACCUGUACGAAGCCUGCAAGAGUGACAUUAAGAACUACUGUUCCACUGUGCAAUAUGGCAAUGCUCAGAUUAUUGAAUGUCUGAAAGAAAACAAGAAGCAGCUAAGUAACCGUUGCCACCAGAAAGUUUUUAAGCUGCAGGAAACAGAGAUGAUGGACCCAGAACUAGAUUACACCCUCAUGAGAGUCUGCAAGCAGAUGAUAAAGAGAUUCUGUCCAGAAGCAGAUUCCAAAACUAUGUUGCAGUGCUUGAAGCAAAAUAAAAACAGUGAAUUGAUGGAUCCCAAAUGCAAACAGAUGAUAACUAAGCGCCAGAUCACCCAGAACACAGAUUACCGCUUAAACCCUGUGCUGAGGAAAGCCUGUAAAGCUGACAUUCCUAAAUUCUGUCAUGGUAUUCUGACUAAGGCCAAGGAUGAUUCGGAGCUCGAAGGUCAAGUCAUCUCUUGCCUCAAGCUGAGAUAUGCUGACCAGCGCCUCUCUUCAGACUGUGAAGACCAGAUCCGGAUUAUUAUCCAGGAGUCUGCUCUAGAUUACCGACUCGAUCCUCAGCUCCAGCUACACUGCUCAGAUGAGAUCUCCAGUCUAUGUGCUGAAGAAGCAGCAGCCCAGGAGCAGACAGGUCAAGUGGAGGAGUGCCUCAAAGUUAACCUGCUCAAAAUCAAAACGGAAGGGUGUAAGAAGGAAGUGUUAAACAUGCUGAAGGAGAGCAAAGCAGACAUCUUUGUGGACCCAGUUCUUCAUACAGCUUGUGCCCUGGACAUUAAACACCACUGUGCAGCCAUCACCCCUGGCCGUGGGCGUCAAAUGUCCUGCCUCAUGGAGGCCUUGGAGGAUAAGCGAGUGAGGUUACAACCUGAGUGCAAAAAACGCCUUAAUGACCGGAUUGAAAUGUGGAGUUAUGCAGCGAAGGUAGCCCCAGCGGAUGGCUUCUCUGACCUCGCCAUGCAAGUGAUGACAUCUCCGUCAAAGAACUACAUUCUCUCUGUGAUCAGCGGGAGCAUCUGUAUAUUGUUCCUGAUUGGCCUGAUGUGUGGACGUAUCACCAAGCGAGUGACACGAGAGCUCAAGGACAGGUAGAGCCACCUUGACCACCAAAGGAACUACCUGUCCAGUGCCCAGUCUGUACAGCCCUCCUGUAUAGUGUACCCACUCACCUCGUUCUUCUAAGAGGUGACACCAACACUCAUGUUAGAGCAGCAGCAGGUAUCCACUGCGUUGUCCCAUCUCAGACUUCGCCCCUGUCCAUGGUGUCCUCCUCCUCCUCGACCAUUUGUGCAGCAUCAGCAGCUGGCCACUUUGGUUAUUGCCUUUGUUGGCAAACUUGGAUUUACCUGCCCGUAGACAAGUCUCUCUCAUACCAAUGGAAUUACCAAUACUUCCAGAACCAACUCACCUGACCUGCAACUCAAAUGAUUUUUUUUAAAAAAAAAAACACCAAAAAAAAAAAAAGGAAUUUUUAAAGAAAGAAAAAAAUGUAUAUAGUAACACAUCUCCUCCAGGCUUGCUUUGGGCGAUGGGGUUAUGUCUUCGUGACUGUGUAAAGUGAAGGCAGGACUUUAGAGGGAAACGCACCACCCAAUACUCUGUAGCUGGGGUGUCUUGCUCAUUUCUCAAAAGCACCUUUGGGCCACGUCAGGGCCACGGACUUCACCAAGUAGUGGGAAACCUUUAACUAGCCUGCUUUGGGUCUUGUUUUCUUCUGCUGGAACAGUGAUGCCUUCCAGUUCCCACCCUAACAGAAUCACUGCUGGUCAAGACUCCAAGGCCGUGAUCUCCUCACCUCGGUGACGUGAAGCAUGUGCUUCCCUAGGCAAGGGCAUGUGGGUUGGGGAAGGGAUCAGAAGUGGGUGAAGCUGGUCAGUCCACUGAUCUGCGCUGAGAGGCUGGACCCUGAGUCCAGGCAGCAGGAUCCCGGUAAUCUCCUUCCUCCAGGCUAGUGCAGGACUCAGUCACAUCUAGACUGACUCUGCUGGAGUAGCAGUUACCCCAGAAACCCUCCACUUCACAGGAGGCGGGAACUGUGGGGCAAGGGGGCUCAGGGCAGGAAGGAGAGCGGGGGAUUGAUUCACUUUGCUUUAUUUUCCAGGCAACAAUGCAGGUCAGAGACAAUGGCUUAUAAAGAUUUAGCGUGGCACAGGGUGUGACUGGCAGUCUAACCUGACCUUUCUGCAGGCUCAAGGCCAGCUUCCCAGACAAGCUCCUUUAUGCCUCUACGUGGAGAGGGUGUGGAAAGUUAUUACAUUCAAAGAUGGAGGCUUUUCUCCAUUUUUUUUUCCUUUCUGUCCAUUUGCUGCAUACACCCACUGUAGUAGGCAUCGGCUACAUGUUGUACUUUGAUGAUUCAACAGUCUUUCCAGAAUCUGAGCUCUAUGGAAGCAGCAUUCCUGGCCGUCCUCCCUCAUCCCUGCGUGUGGAGAUGACAGGUUUGGAGUAUAAAGAGGGAGGAGUGCAGGCAUCAUGGUUCAACCUGGCACAGCUUGGCUUGAGUUUAGGGCUGGAGUCACAGUGGCUGCACAAGAGGGCGGCAUGUACAGUAGGAGAUAUAUUUAUAUAAUAUAUAUUUUAUUAACCUGAUAGACGUCCACAAGUAUUAUAAAUCAUGUGCCUAAAACUGUCCACAUAGACCAUGGCACCCUUCCUUGCCCUGCCCCUCCUUUGCCACUGUCCACAUGUGCUGUGGGACCUGCACAACAUUUGUCUUCCCUGAAAUGUGCUCAAUACAAAGUGGGUCAAUUUGUGGAUCAGUUGAUCCAAAUUACUCCGUGUCUAACCUGACUGACAUAUAUUUGAAUACUGUGGUUUUCUUCUUUUUCUUUCUUUUUUCUUUUUGCUAUCCUUCCUGGAGGCAGUAGGUUCCAGAAGCCAGCUGUAUAUCCCCCCUACCUAGGGUACUACAAGUCUCCAAGGGGAGCUGCUAAGCUGCUUGGUCCUCUCAGUCCUGCUUUUAGGGUCUUCCUGAUUCUCAGCAACUGCCCUGGGAUUCUUCAGUCUCAAAACUUGAAACUCUUGGCAUCCGAGCAGCACCCCCUCCUGCCACCACUGUCGGGCUGAAUUGAGCUGGGGCAGGUAGUCCACCUCCAGGGUUCCCACCUGGGUGGCGGGGGCUUGGGAUUGAGAACGGGGGAUGUCAUCUAAAUGCAGGUCUCCACUGACGUGUCUGGUGUGAUUUACAGGUUAGGAUAAAUGUUCACCAUGUGAUGAGAAUGGGGUACCAUUCUCCAUCUCUGCAGUCUCCCUCCCAAUACAUGUAAAACAUCUCCAUGGUUUACGUGUUAGUCUUGGUCUUUCUGUUCUUUUUGAACUGAGAGACCAUCUCAUUAGUUGUCUGCAGCAGAUCUGGAAGUUUGAAAAGGAGUUUGAUUCUUGAAACAUUUGUCACCUUUAGAAAUGGUCAGAAUAGAAGGGAUGACUGCUGGUGUUUUCAAUUACUGGUUGCUAGGAAGCAUUUCACCAUCUUACUUGGAAUAGUUUCAUGUGACUGGUUCUUGAGGGUCCCAGGUGGUGUUCCUGAGCAGUUUUCUACAUCCAGGGGGCCCAGCACCAUCUGAACUUGCAGCCCAACUGUACCUAUUCUGUACCCCAUUUGAUAUAACAAAACCGCUUCUGGGGCACCUCUGAGUACUGGCCUCAUAGGUCAGUCAUGGGUAAAUCAACUAGUCAAGAACUCGUCAAGAAGAGGAAACCAUGGCCCUAGAUGAGGGACUGAUGAUGGACCUUGGUCUUUAUCUCUUCUCCUGAUGUCUAGCCCAUGAACAAUAACCUAAGCAGCAGAGCAGGUAGAUUUUUUUUGCCAAGGCUCUAGGCACUUGCUGAAAAUUAACAGUAGCCAGGUAACUCAUCUGUCCUUGUCAGCUCACUGCAGUGUCUCAGGGACUCAUACUUACUUAGUGUGCUCCACCACAUUCCAGAGGCACGAGGAGAUCAGUCUCCUGGGCUGGAGGCCCUGUGAUACAGGAAAUCAAAAAUCUAGAGAAAACAUCAAGAACGAGACCAACUGCUCCCUCUAACAGAGCUACCAACAGACGGGUAGCUCUGGGAGUGAGACCUGUAUCCUGGUGCAUCCCUGGCCUCCCUCUGCUAUUGUUGGUGCCCCAAGAGAAGCCUGCUAGCACGAUGUGCCCAUAUGGGAGCCAUAGCAAAAGCUGGAGUUCAGUCCAGCCGGAAAACCCUCCUUCUCUGGGUUCCCUAGAGACCUUCUAGCUUCCCCUCCCAGACCCGCUGUGGAUCCGGUAGCUUGUUCUGAGCCAGUGCAUCCUCAGAAGCAGGGGAAUUCCAGUAUUUAGUGAGCAAGUGUUGACCUGAGUUUGUGGCAGGCCUUUGGCUUUCUCACAUCCUGCACUGACUCUCCUUGGGGACAGUGAAGAGCUCUGCCAGUGGGGAGGGAGGGAGAUUCUGCUUUCCUAGAAGAGGCAACAAAAUUACUACCAGAUUUCAUUUCUUCCCAUUUCCUGAGGCCAUGUAAUAGAAGAAUCCAGUGGUAAAGAGGUCUGUAGCAUCCAUUUACAUUUUAUCAGAUAAAGUGGAAAGGGAGUUGUAUGCUGACUUCCCUCUACCUUCCCCAAGAGAAGAUUUACUCUCAUAUGCAAGCGUGACUUCUGGAAGUGGCUCCCAUCCUCCCCACCUCCAGGCUGUAGUACUGCGUCUAGCCCGGAGAGCCCCACUGUAGUGAGACGUCCAGGGAGGGGCGGGCUGCUUCACACGGCUUCCUUUCUUAGCGAGUCUUAAGUUCCCCUGAAACGGCCUUCACUCUCCGUUUCUUCCCCUCCCCGACCAAAGAAUAAACAUUCUCCACAUAUAACUUAUUCUAAGUAAGCAGAUGUGGAGAAGGAAGCUGAAAUAGGGACCCUGGAAGCCAGCCAAUCCAGUCUGACACAUUCAACCUAAAUUUUGGCCAUAGAACAAAAAAUAUGUCUUUUAGAAUCAUGUGCAUUUUGGUAUGUUUACUUGCAUUUCAGAUUCUUAUGAAUUUGAAAAACCUCAAAGAUCCCUUUUAUUUCUCACCAUUUGGACAGCUCCUAAGUAGUUUUAUAAAGUGAGCAUCUAGUGCCCUGAGUUUCUUCUGGGCCUUCAGGGACACUUCUAAUUCACCUCUUCGCUACUGAUCUUUGGUUCCCAAAGGCCUGGGGCCAGAGCUGAUCUUCUGGCUUGCCUCUCUCUCUCUCAUUUGUCUUUGGUUGGCAGUCUCUCUAACUCUACUCCUCUUGGUCCUCCUCCUCUCCACUAGGACCAGGAUCACAAGUUAGGGUAGUCAAGUUUGAAGUCGAAUUCCCCUUCCUGUCCAGACCUCAGACAACAGAUCAGUUAUUAGCAAACCCAGACUGACUUGUCAGAGUGACAGGCUUCCCCAGACCAUCUGGUGAGAUCACUGUGGAGACCCAGGGAUUGUCUGUCAUCUGGAGCACAAAGGUGGGACUGUCUGCCUGGGCUAGUGGUCACAGGGUCCUGAUGGUGGUUUCCUCUCCUUCCCCCUUCCCCAGAUCUUCACCACACACAGGUAGGGAUGCUGGGAUACAUGCAGUGGAGAAAUCUCCCUGGGCAAGGAGAAAAUUCAGACAGUGCCUCUAUAUUCUGUUUUUGCCUUCCCCCCAACAUAGAAUGGACACCUGGACCCCAGAGCCCCACAGGCCCUAUGCCAGACAUGCUAGGGUGGUUCGAACAGGUCCCCUGGUCAGACUGCAGUGCACUGAUGGAGUGGCCGACAGGAGAGCUGGCAGCUGGAGGCAUCCUGAGCGGCUUCUCCCAGCACAGUGUUCCCAAGUCAGUCCAAGCAGGAAAACAGACUGUACAGCAAAUGCUGUGUGAAAUCUUAGGCCUUUAACUUUUUAUUUUUAAGAAAGAAAGAAAAAUUAACAAGCUUCUUUUGUAAAUGGUUUUCCUUUCUAUGUAUAAAAUCCUGGCAGUUCCUUGUUUUUACAUGUUCAUGCUGUGUAAUUUUGAGAUGUUACUGAGAAUCUGAACAUAAUGUGCAUUUUUUUCUGUACAGAUGAAAUGGGAGAAUUUAAUAAAGAGUUUGCAGGUUUUUACUUGUUAAA
Messenger RNA from Equus caballus (horse), 8518 nucleotides. It is a transcript of the gene GLG1, whose product is annotated as golgi glycoprotein 1. The record is from RefSeq and is a predicted model, not a curated record. Gene Ontology annotation, cellular component: Golgi membrane. NCBI's taxonomy places the organism in Eukaryota, Metazoa, Chordata, Mammalia, Perissodactyla, Equidae. Gene Ontology annotation, molecular function: fibroblast growth factor binding.